AGUCAGUUGCACCGCGACCGUCGGGCAGAGCGCACGUCACGGUCGCUUUGAAUUUCGAACUCGAUACGAACGAAUCAUGUGGACGAGUUUUAAAUAAAAAAACUGUGUUUUUUUUUAAACAGAGUGUUGUGUUUUUGACAAUGGCGGUGUAUUUUGGUGUCUUGUUGUGCGUAGUGGGGGUGUUAGGGUUCAAUGUGGACAUACCGUCCAGGGUGGUUUAUAAGGGUAGCGCUGACUCUAUGUUUGGAUUCACAGUGCAGGCGCACGUUGAUAAAGGCCAGAAAAUGAUCCUGGUGGGGGCGCCAGAAGCGGACUCGCAGUACCUAUCAGCGAACAGGAAACCUGGCGCGGUGUACCGCUGCGAAGCUGGCCAGAGAGGCUAUGAACGAGACACGCCGCUCGACCACUGCCAGGAGAUGUGGUUCGACAAGAAGAGAGGCAACACUCGGGAUAAGCAGCAGAACCCGAUCGAUGAGAAGUCGAACCAGUGGUUCGGGGCUACCCUCAGCAGCACAGGGAAAAAUGGACCCAUUGUGGCCUGCGCCCCUCGCUACGUCUCGUUCGUAAACCACCGACUGCAGCACCGUGACCCGGUGGGCGCCUGCUUCGUCGCUUCCUCCUCGGACGGAAAUGAUGUAAAAGAGUUCUCUCCUUGUCGCACCCAUUUCAAAACCGUGGACGAGGCGAGCCAUGGGAACAGGAAGACUGGGGUGUGCCAGGCUGGAUUCUCUGCUGCUAUUUCCAAGGAUGUCAACGGAUUCGAGCGUUUAUUCAUGGGAGCACCCGGCAGCUGGUACUGGCAAGGGCGAACAAUAUCAAUAGAUCCUACCCAGCCAUUCAACAGCUACUAUAUGAAAAUACCGGAGGAAGGUCAGAUAUACUCCCAGAGCGUUGCCUCGAACCCUAUCCUGAUUGCCACUCCAGAAGCAAACCCCAAGUUUGACGACUCGUACAUGGGUUAUUCGGUGGCCGUGGGAGACUUCGCUGGUACUAAACAGCAAGGAGUCGCUGUUGGUAUGCCGAGGGGAGCUGGACUGAAGGGCCUGGUGGUCCUCUAUACCUGGGAUCUGCAGAACAUCCAGAACAUCAGUGGUUCUCAGAUUGGCUCCUACUUCGGCUACAGCUUGGCCUCUGGUGACAUCGAUGGCGACGGCCAAGAUGACCUCAUUGUCGGCUCGCCCAUGUUCAGCAAACCUAAGAGCGACGGCUUCGAGCAUGGAAGGAUCUACAUCAUUUAUCAGGGGAAAGAUAGGUCAUUCACGAAAAACCAUUGGAUCAAUGGAGAGGUGUCCAGGGGUCGAUUUGGUUUAUCCGUCGCAUCGCUUGGGGACAUCAAUUAUGACGGUUUUGGAGAUAUCGCAGUAGGAGCUCCAUACGGCGGCGAGCACGGUCGCGGCGUCGUCUACAUUUUCCAAGGCAGCGAGACUGGCAUCAGGGACAAGUACUCCCAAGCUAUCAAGGCAGAAGACAUCUCUCCAUACUUGACGACGUUCGGUUUCUCUUUGUCUGGAGGCGUUGAUUUGGACGAUAAUAGCUACAAUGACUUGGCUGUUGGCGCUUAUAAAUCGGACAGUGUUGUGUUUUUGAAGUCCAGACCGGUAGUAAAAGUGAUGGCUGAAGUGAAAUUCCAAGAGGACACUAAGUUGAUAUCAUUGACAGACAAACGCUGUACCACUAGGGAUGGGACUAAAGCCGUCUGCUCCAAGCUUAUUUACUGCCUGCAGUACGGCGGUAUCAAUGUAGACCGACAAAUUGAAUUCAACGUGAGCUUGGACCUUGACUCGAGGAAGACGACAACCAAGAGGAUCUUGACCGAGCGACGAGAGUCCACCUACACGACAACCAUUGUGCUCGUGCAGGGCGAGCAGAAGUGUGACAGCCUCACCGUCUAUUUGGAUGAGGAGAUCCGCGACAAGCUAACCCCCAUCGAAGUGAAGAUGACGUACAACCUGAUGAGCCAGCCGCACGGUGACAUUGUACCGCCGGUCCUGGACCAGACGCAGAGCGUUCAGGCCGCAGACUCCCUGAAUAUACAGAAGAACUGUGGUCCGGACAACGUGUGCAUACCUGAUCUGCAUAUGCAGGUUUCCUCGCCGAUAAGAGAAUACACCCUCGGCUCCGGAGAGAACAUCAACCUCGACGUGACAGUCUCGAACAGUGGCGAGGACGCCUUCGAAGCGACUUACUACCUGAAGAUCCCUGCUGGAGUCACCUUCGCCAAGAUGGAGAGGCUGGAUAAAGACAGUGAAGCCAGUCAAGCCAACAUUUACUGCUCGGUCAUUGGUGGGAAGGAUGUUAGUCUGAAUACCACUUUGAAGUGUGAUCUGGGCAAUCCUAUGUCUAGAGAUGAAAAGGUCCGUUUCCGCGUAGUCCUCGAGGUCGACACCACGGUUUCCAGUAUGAUGUUCGAUAUGGAGACCAACUCCACGAAUCCUGAACAGAACACCAAUUAUGACAACGUGCAGCAUCUCUCCAUUGGUGUGGUGGUUAAAGCUAUGCUGUCAGUCAUUGGUACCUCCGACCCUCCCGAGCUCCACUACAACGCCUCCCUCUACGAGUUGGAGAACUUCACCGAUGAGGCCAAGCUCGGCCCUCAGGUCAUUCACAAGUACCAGAUCAAGAACGAGGGACCCUUCACCGCCGAUGAGACCGAGUUUUACAUCAUGUGGCCGUACCAGACUCUUACAGAGGAGAAUUUGAUGUACAUGCUAGUUCAGCCGCAGCCGCUGGGCAACGUGCGGUGCGACGUAGCCCGCAACGUCAACCCGGCCAACCUCAUCGUGUCCUCGCCCUACGUGUCAUGGCUCAACAAAGAGAAGGAAGCCAUGGAAAGCAGUGAAUUCGCAUCCAUAUACAGAGAAUAUAUAGCUCAGAAUUCCCGCGACUGGUAUGAACAAAGAUAUUACUCCGGCAGCCAAGCUGGCCAGUUCAUCGGAGAAGCAAGUAGACAGUAUGGCCAAUCAGGUGGAAGCUACAGCCAAUCAGGAGGCAGUUACCGUCAGUCAGGCGGCAGUUCCAGCCAAUCAGGUGGUGGCUACAGGCAAAAUGGCGGUUCUAGCUUCUCUGGAUCUUAUGACAGAAACUCCAUACUAGCCCAAGAGGAAGCCAGAAAAAGAAUGGAAGCUGAAUCUGUAGCCAGAGAACAGUUCAAUAGCCUCUUCGGUGGAAAGUUCGACUACAAUCGCAAUCGCGAUGAAAUACCGAAAGAUUAUACCGUGACGAAAUAUUUGAAUAGGACGGUUGUGUACGAUGACCAGAACAGGAUAGUGUGGCAAGCGGAAACUAGCACAGAAUAUGGAGGGCUGAUUGGCCAAGAAGCUGGCGGGUCUUAUCAUGCAUCUGGCAACCAAGGAUACUUCGGCCAGCAAGGUUCCCGAGGCGUCAUAACGCACAGUGGUUCCCAAGGAUCCUACCAAGGUGGUUCUGUACCGUUCGUGCAUCGAGACUUCGCGACUACGGAGACGGUGAACCGUGAUAUCAUCAACCGGGAUUCUGCGACGUACAGGGCUGGUCUGACGAGCGUUGGUGACAGUGAGGAUGAUAUUGGAGGCUUCGGAGCGCAAGCUGCACAAGGAGUUAACGGCGAAUUCAGAAGCGGUGUAACUGGAGUGGGCUACGACAGUCGACAGUCAGCCAGCCAGGGAAGCCAAGCCUCCGGUGGAAGACAAUCGGGCCAAAGCUACCAGGGCGGAUAUUCGGGAUCCCAGGGCCAGGGCUACCAGGGCGGACAGUUCAAGUCAGGUUCAAGCUCGAGGACUGGUGGAGGAUAUUCCUAUUCAAGCCAUGCUGAAUCAGGAUAUAGUGCACAAACUGGAGGCAGCUAUUCAUCAGGACAAAGACACGAAAGCGCCAGAAGAAAACGAGAGGAUCAGUUCCAGGUUGACAGUCAGCUGAGCGCCCUUCUGAAGAGCUGUAACGAGAAGUACAAAUGCGCAGUAGUCCACUGCGCUACCGGAAGGUUGCUCAAGGGACAAGAAGUCUGGGUUGCCCUGCGGACAAGACUCAACGCGAGUGUGCUCAACGAGAUCUCAAAAGACCGUCCAGUGAAGCUCUCCUCCCUCGUGGCCGCGCACGUCACUCAGCUCCCAAUAGUGGGCUCACCGAAGCACACGCACUGGCACCAGGCUGAAGCCCAGACGCUAGUCACCCCACAGCUGGGCGCUGCUGAGAGCGGCUCCAUACCGCUAUGGGUGAUCAUUUUAGCUGCCGUUGUGGGUGCCUUAUUGUUGCUGCUGUUGAUCUUCGCUUUGUAUAAGUGCGGCUUCUUCAAGCGCAACCGCCCCUCAGACCACAACGAGCGCCAGCCCCUGAACGGACGCGACGAGCACCUCUGAUACCCGCCUGCGGAGCCAGUUGCCUCCGCCGCCACCGCCACCACCGCCACUUCAGCCACCUCCGAGACUUCUGUAACCUCCUCCAGCAGCUCAACAGACGCUGCGAGUGAUGUAACCAGCAGGGACUCUACUAGUUUUGAUAGGUAUUGAAAGUUAAAAGUGAAAUUUGCAAAGCGCAGUUAGUAUUCUGAUCGGAAGCAUUCGCAGGCUGCCCCGUAGGUAGAAACGCAUUUUAUUUCGUGUAUAAGAUUUUUUUACGGCGUUUAAAGCCGAUGUUUAUUUCUCUGGGCCUAUUUUUACCAUUUAUAAUAGAAAAUCAAACUUAUCUACCUGCAAAGGCUGGAAAUCUUCAGAAACAACGGUAGACAACUUCGUGGAAUGCUUCUACGGAAUUGUUUACCGUACAGAUGCGAAUUUUGUGAAGAUUUUGUGUAUUGGAGUUGCUUUUUCUAUACCUAACAAAAGAAGAAAAAUGUGCUAGGCGAAAAAAGUGUUUGUACGGGACAGGCCUGUUGUAGAUCGAAAAAAAUGAAAUGCGAAUAUGGACAUUGUCAGUAGUGUUUCGCUUUUAGAAAAAAUCUAAAUAUUUUUGAUAAGUAGGUACCUACCUAGUUUUAGCUUUACGCUAAUCAUUCGUUUAAAUAUAUUUGUAAGCACUGCCGUAGUUAAAGCUACACACUUGUACUUUCAAGCCAUAUCUUAAUUAGGGUAGAGAUCUAAAUGGUAUAUUAUAGAUAGAUGACUUUUAGGAGUAACAUUAAAAGUUCAAGGAACUUUUUGUGUUUAAAACGAAGGUUUGAUGGUGGCGAUGGACGGAGAGCAGUUGGAAAUUGUGAAUUUUAUAUUGAUGCGACUGAGCUAUGUUCGAAAAACACUUGUUUUUGUUUAUUUUUUCAAACUCUUGUGAAUAGGGUUUGUAAAUAUUGUAGGUAUUUGUACAUUAUACUUACGUUGUAAUACAAUUGUAUACAUUAAAGAACACAACUUUUUUCUACUUUGCUCUAUCUUUUAUUCAGGAGGCGUAUUUGGUCUUCUGGAAAUUUUAAUUUCGUUUUUAUAUAUUUCUAAUGUUUUCAUAGCUCAGUAGUCAAAAUGGUUGUCUGAAAGUUGUACAUUUACUAGCAUAACAUACAGUCAUUUAACAUAACUAGACGUGUCAUAAAAAAUGCCUCGAGAUUGUUAAGGGAGUUCCAAUCUUGGUAAUUUUUUGAGAAAAAUGUUCUAAGAUUUGGAUUUCUGGUUACUGUAAAUUAUAUUUUAAUACUAGUCAUACUAAAUACAUAAUAUUAUUUCGGUGCCCUGUGUUUGUAUGUAGAGGAACAAAAUUUUAAUAGAAGAUGAUAUUAUGGAGGUGUGAUAAUGUAUGUGUUGGUAAUACCUUUUUCCACGAAUAAUGUAGGAUAUUUAGUUCAAAUAAAUAUAAAAAUCACUUGAUCUAUUAGUUUCUAUCGGGAAUAUACGAGAUAACGCUGCAAUGUCAAUUACAUCUUAAGCGAAGACAGAGUUCAAAAUUGCGAUUUAUUUUAUUAUAUUUACCGAUGUAUAUUUUUAUCAGCAGUGCCAUAUGCGUAGGUAUAAUGGAUGGAAAUGAAUAACUAGAAAUAAAAGAAAUGAGCCAUUAAUGUACACGGGAAAAGGUAUUACCUGUAAAAGAGAAAAUGUGAUCUAAGUUUUAGUAUAGAAAUGUAACUAAAUUUAACAAUAUUCGAAUUUCUUUGGCUAACUGAACUACAAAGGGUUGUAAAUGCUAAAAAUGGGAUACUUAUACAUAAUCAAGGAAGGCAUAUCUCCUACUAAAUAAGGAAUGUAGAUGGCGUGUGUCAUAUUUUCAACAUUUGGCCACUUUUUGGCAUAUUAAGGUGCAUCCACACCGGAGUUAACUUUUGUGGAGCAACACUUUGCAACACGGUAACAUUAGGUAACUUACCAAAGUUACUUCCUGUUGCAUAGUACCUAUUACUCCACAGUUGCUCCAUGAAAGUUAACUGUGGCAUGGAUGCACUUUAGCAGAAAUUACAUAGGUGUACAGAAAACAUUAGAUGGCGUUGCUAGUUAAGCGUGAGAUUUUAUAUAUUAGACAAAUAUUACGAUAAAAAAUAUGUACCUACUAUUUUGUGAUUUAAUCGAGAGAGAAAAGUGGAAUAAAACAUAUCCAAACUAAAGCAAUAUAUUACGAAAUAUUUUAAUAAAACUGUAAGAAUCUCAUCAAACUUAAGAUCCGUGCCUUAUGUCUAUAUCGGAAGAGCUUUUGCUUAAUAAAUAUACCUAAUUAUUCUAUACCCAUUUGGGCAUUUAAAAUAAUGGCUAACUUUAAAAAAGCACGUGCCUUCUGGGUCUGCCAGUUACUAACUAAUUAUAAAAUAAUGUAAAUAUUCUAAAGUAUCUUUGUUUCUUCUUGAAAUGUUGUUUUACUUUCGUUCGUCAAAAAUAAGCAUGAUUUUUAAAUCUUUGAAAACACCAAUUUUUUUAUAAUUAAUUGGCCAUAAAAAAAAUUAUACAUUUUGUUAAUAUUUUAGAAAGGUGUUCUAAAAUUAAUUUAUAUUUUAGAUUUAUUAUCGUAUUUCAGGAAGAAACAAAAAUAAUAGUAAUAACACGAUCAUUGUGAAAUUGUUAAUUUAAUAUUUUAAUUAUUUAUUUGACUCGUUUAUUAAUAAGUCAGCUUGUACUUAUGGUUAAUGGAAACUAAAAUAUUUGAUGCGCUGUUUGAAUGUGACGGAUGAGUAAUGUUCGGUAAUAUUUUGCAUUUACCAAAAAAAAUCUUUUAAUAAAAUUUUUGUUUUUCA
Molecule: messenger RNA, 7117 nt
Organism: Cydia splendana
Lineage: Eukaryota; Metazoa; Arthropoda; Insecta; Lepidoptera; Tortricidae
Gene: if
Product: integrin alpha-8
Exons: 27
Coding region: 141-4334 (1397 amino acids)
Biological process (GO): cell-matrix adhesion; integrin-mediated signaling pathway; cell-cell adhesion
Cellular component (GO): external side of plasma membrane; integrin complex
Molecular function (GO): integrin binding
Source: RefSeq, a predicted model, not a curated record